This is a messenger RNA of Salarias fasciatus (jewelled blenny), 2677 nucleotides long. RefSeq names its product heterogeneous nuclear ribonucleoprotein C (gene hnrnpcb). Gene Ontology annotation, molecular function: RNA binding. NCBI's taxonomy places the organism in Eukaryota, Metazoa, Chordata, Actinopteri, Blenniiformes, Blenniidae. The transcript has 9 exons. Bases 1220 to 2281 code for a protein of 353 amino acids. Gene Ontology annotation, cellular component: nucleus. The record is from RefSeq and is a predicted model, not a curated record.
CAUUUCGUGUGUCUGUUUCAAGGUGAUAGUGAGCCGUGAGCGGAUCUUUACCCUCUGAGCGCAAACAGCCUUGAAUUGUUCCCCAUUUUUAACUGUUAAGCUCCCGGUGAGUAUUUUUAAACGAGAGAUAUUUUUCCCCCUCCUUUUUUUGGUUAUUUUUUUCCUGACCUUGAAGCGUCUUCGGGAUGUUUUUUGGUUUUUCUUUCAUUUUUAAAGGGAUUUUUGUGUCUCUCCCCUCCUCAGACUGCGUUUGGCGUUUCAGUGGCGUUCAUUUUGUGAUGGCUGCAGCGACAAUCCGCGCACAAAAGCUAGUUUUCAGCUGAUAUUUUGAUUUAUGUUGGCGGAAAUAAGACAUUUUGCAGAGCUGGGAUGCUGUGGUGUCGUUUUGUCUGGUUGUGGUCUCAGGAUUUUUGGACUGUGGUUAAACAUUGAUCUUUCCCCCGUUUUUAUUUUAUUUAUUUUCCUGGAAAGACGUUUUUAAGUUUUGUUUUUUUUUUAUUCCUACUUGAUUUGCAGUGUUGACAUUGAGACUUUCUUUUUUUAAUUGAUCCUUGUGGUUUUGCAGCUGGUGUAUUUUCACAGGAAACAUGUUUUGAUCCUCUCUCAGAGAAAAUGAGGAUUUUUUUCUGAACACAGCAGCAUUUUGUUGUUUGUACUGUCACAGAUGGGAUAUUUUUUCUUAUUCCUGCCUCAUUAUUUGUGCAUUUUGGUAAUUUUGCAGGUUUUUUCUUUACUUCCAGUAAGCUCACUGAGAAACUAAAGGAUUUACUUUGAGUGAAAACGUCUCAUUUCACUUCCUUUAAGAAAAAUCCUCUCAAAAGUUAUACAUCAGUAAGAUUCAAAAUUUUUUGCAGCUGUAUAAAAUCUACACUUCUAAAUUAUUAAUCUUAUUAUUACAGAAACACUGAAACUGUUUAAAUUUCCACUCAGACUAGUGAUAGAAACUAGUGAGAUUUUGUGAUCCUCUUGUGACCUCUGACCUCUAUGCGCUCUGAAGCGGUCUUGAACAUGAGUCCCUGCAGGGGGCGCUCUCCUGCUGUCCCAGCCCCCCCACAGAGAGGAGGACCUCCACUUCUACCCCUCUACCUCCAUCGUUUUUGAAGCCACUUUUUUCGGCAGCGGCGAAUCGAGCAGAAAGGUUUAAACCUUUUCUGACGUCGUCUUCUCCUGUCCGGCAGAGGGAGACGGGCUGAUCCCCCCCCCCCCCGGCACACACACCAUGGACUGGUCGUCCUCCUCCUCCUCCAGCCUGCUGUCCAGCAGCAACGUGACCAACAAGACCGACCCGCGCUCGCUCAACUCCCGCGUCUUCAUCGGCAACCUCAACACCCUGCUGGUCACCAAGGCCGACGUGGAGGCCAUCUUCUCCAAGUACGGCAAGGUGCUGGGCUGCUCCGUGCACAAGGGCUACGCCUUCGUGCAGUACGUCAGCGAGAGGAACGCCCGGGCCGCCGUGGCCGGCGAGGACGGCCGCGUCAUCGUGGGACAGGUGCUAGACAUCAACCUGGCCGGAGAACCCAAGCCUCACAGAUCCAAGACGGCCAAGCGUUCUGCAGGAGACAUGUACAGGUGUGGACCAUCUCCUCCUCCUCCUCCUCCUCCUCCUCCUCCUCCUCCCCCUCCUCCUCCUCCUCCUCCUCAUCAGGCUUCCUCCUCUCCCUGCAGCUCGUCUUUUGAUCUGGACUACGACUUCCAGAGGGAUUACUACGACAGAAUGUACUCCUACCAGUCGCGGGUCCCUCCCCCGCCGCCGCCGCCGCUGUCCCGCGCCGUCGUGCCCUCCAAGCGGCCCCGGGUCAGCCUGAGCAGUGGCGGCGGCGGCGGCGGCGGCGGCGGCGGCGGCGGCGGCAGCCGGAGAACCAAGACCAGCUUCUCGUCCUCCAAGAGCAGCCAGAGGACUUCACGCUCAGUGAAGGCAGACGACCUGCAGACCAUCAAGCGGGAGCUGACGCAGAUCAAACACAAGGUGGACUACCUGCUGGAGAGCCUGGAGCGCAUGGAGAAGGACCACAAGAAGUCCGCCGACCUGAAGGGCGUGAAGCCGGAGCCGGGCGAGGUGUCCCCCCUGCACUCGUCCACCUCCAGCAAGAAGGACGACGGCCUGAAGCGAGAGCGGGAGGAGCUGAACGACUCCGAGGAGGAGGAGGAAGAGGAGGACCGGCGGGACCCGCUGGAGGACGAGGACGGGAUGAAGAGCCGAGGACGGGAGGAGGAGGAGGAGGAGGGCGAGCAGGAGGAAGGAGAGGACGACGGCGACAGCGCCAACGGAGACCACUCCUGAAUCGGCCUGGCCGCUGUAGACGCCACUCCUCACACACACACACACACACACACACACGCUGGCACUUGUUUUUCUUUGCUAGAGUUACUUUUCCAAUCAACACAACAGUUUGUGUCACUGCAGCCAGGACGAGCUGCUGCACUGCCUCCUCCUGACCAGCAGGUGGCAGCGCAGCCCCACGCCUGGCCGCGACCCCGCGGUGCUGCUGUUCGUCUGAUCGGACAGCGUGCUGGACGUCCAUCACACACACACACAAACACACACACACACGCACACGCACACACUCUGAGGGGAGAGUGUGCUUCCUGUCCGCGACCUCACCGUGACCCCCGCUCCUGUCAUGCCUGUUUUCCGUUUCCUGCCUGCAUCGCGCUGCUGAAAGUGAAUAAACGUGUU